Messenger RNA from Mesocricetus auratus (golden hamster), 2011 nucleotides. RefSeq names its product chromosome unknown C8orf37 homolog (gene Cfap418). Lineage: Eukaryota; Metazoa; Chordata; Mammalia; Rodentia; Cricetidae. Gene Ontology annotation, cellular component: cytosol. The transcript is spliced from 6 exons. The coding region runs from base 28 to 651 and encodes 207 amino acids. The record is from RefSeq and is a predicted model, not a curated record.
ACCACCCGCCAGACGCGCCGAUUCAAGAUGGCGAAGGACCUGGAUGAGCUGCUGGACGAAGUCGAGACCAAAUUCUGCAGACUCGACCCCCUGAGGCUGGGCCUGGGCGAGCAGCCCACGGGCGGCGGCGGCACGCACAGCGGCGACCGGACGCGAGCCCGGGAGGAAGAGAACCUCAGAUCAACAGAACCAUGUAAAAAAGAAGAUGACCUUGACAGUCUUAUUAAUGAGAUAUUUGAGGAGCCUAACUUUGAUAACAAGUCUUUUCAAAAAUUGAAAUCCAAAUCUUCAAGUAAUACAUCUGUCAGAGCUUCCAUUCAAGGCCUCAGUAAGAGUUGCAGUCCAGUGUAUCUCAGUGGAAGCACCAUUCCAUGUGGGAUUGGAACAAAUACUUCACAGAGAGCAUGUGACCGUCUGCGUUGUGUGGCCUGUGACUUCCGGAUAGUGAGCUACAAUGACUAUAUGUGGGACAAGUCAUGCGAUUACCUGUUCUUCAGAAACAACAUGCCGGAAUUGCACAAACUGAAAGCAAAGUUGAUCCAGAAGAAAGGAGCACGAGCGUAUGCCUGCCAGUGUAGCUGGAGAACUGUUGAAGAACUGACCGACCUGCAGACGGAUCGUCAGCUUCGCUGGGUCUGUGGUAAACACUGAGGACGCACACUGUUCACAUUCCAGUAGCUGCCUCUGCGAGAGCCAGCCAGCUCCGCUCGCCACACUUGGGUAACAGCACAUAGCAGGACUACGCCCUUGGACACAGGCAAUGAAUUUUAUGCAACUACAAAUUUUUGAAGACCAAAUGGACUGGGAAGACAUUGUACUGCGACACCUUGACAUUAUUCCUUUUAACAUGGACAUUUUACUUAGCAGGGUAAAAAUGUCUGAAUUUACUAGCCUAUCUCCUGUUAGGGAUUGAAAUUGUAGCAUUCGUGUAAAUUUACAGCCGUUCCGUAGCAACUGUAGCACUGACUGCUAAUGCUUUCUGACACACUCCUCCUGUGUUGUGGUAAACAAGCACCCAGUGGCCAGAGCAGAAAGGUUAUUGUAUGUGAGUGUUCAUGGUCCCUGCUCUGAUCCAUGAUUAUCAGAGACUGUAAGUUAGACAUGAGAAAGAUGACCAUUGAUUAACUGGAGGGUUGUCAAGAGUACAGUAUGUUGUAAACCCUGCCUUACAUGUAUCUCAUCUUGUCUCACCAACUCAACUCAGUAUUAUGCACAAUAAUGAUAGUAAUAGUAAAGUUACCAUUGUUAGCAUAUUCCCCUUCUGUGUUCAUUGAAAUAUCAAAAGGUAGUUUUCUAUUGGCAAAUAUCUAUUUAAAUAUAAAAGAGUUUUGAUGUAACUAAAAUUACUAAAGUUUUUCAAGUAUACUCCAUAAUCCCAUCAAGUGAGCAGCAACCUUCUCAGGCGCUGUGGACUUUCUAGUACUGUUAGGUUGAUACGUCAUUUAUUGGCACAUAGCUAACCAGUGGGUAGCCUGUUGGGCUCCUGCCUAAUAUCACUGAGAUGGGAAGAACUGUAUCAUAGUGACACGGUCAAGAAAUGCAUUAUCUCAGUUUCACUUCCCAGUGCCAAAGACAUUUUGGGACCUUUCUAGUCUGCCAAAAUUCUACCCUGAACACCUACUUCCCGCGUGUCUAUAACUUUUGGUUUAAGUGUGUGACACAGGGCACCCUGAAAGGACAUAAAUUUUAGCACAGAUAUGAUCGGUUUUAUGUUAACGUCAUUCCAGCCACCUAGCAACACUCUGAUCACUGAAAGCCUUUUCCUAGGCUGGGGUCUGACUCAGUGGUAGAUUUGCUUGUAAUAGCAUAUACAAGGCCCUAAGUUCAUCCCCAGCAGUACAAAACCAGAGAAAAAAAGAUAGAAAAGCAAGCUUUUCCUGCCCACAACACAUUUAUGUCCGUGUAAACAUAAUUGCAAUAAAAGAAAUCUUAAAGUGGCUGAUGCUCACACUUUUGUAUUAAUAUAUGUUUACAAGUUUUAUCUUUCAAUAAAUCUUUUUACUCCCCAAAA